Messenger RNA from Sciurus carolinensis (gray squirrel), 1547 nucleotides. RefSeq names its product dual specificity phosphatase 14 (gene Dusp14). NCBI's taxonomy places the organism in Eukaryota, Metazoa, Chordata, Mammalia, Rodentia, Sciuridae. Bases 336 to 932 code for a protein of 198 amino acids. The record is from RefSeq and is a predicted model, not a curated record. Gene Ontology annotation, cellular component: cytoplasm. Gene Ontology annotation, biological process: protein dephosphorylation. Gene Ontology annotation, molecular function: MAP kinase tyrosine/serine/threonine phosphatase activity. The transcript has 3 exons.
GCGACCGGGCGCAGGGAGCGUGCGCGCGGCCCGCCCCGGGCGCGGGCGGAGAGGAGAAGGAGGGGCGCGCGCGGCUCCCAGCCUGCAGAAGCCGGGAGCCGCGCAGGAGGAAGGAGCCCCAGCUGCAAGCCGCGCCGCGCUGCGCCGCGCCGGUCUGAUUUUUAUCCACUGUAACCAGCACUGCUUGCUUAGGACUUUCUGGAUCCAGACCAAGGGCUCCAGCGUUCACUGGAUUCCGCAGCAAGAAGGAGACUGUGGCUUAGGAUCCCCUGGUGGAGAACAACCACGCACUCUGGUCUUGCCCCGACGAUGCAAGCGUGACUGCUGGCAUCUUCAUGAGCUCCAGAGGUCACAGCACACUCCCACGGACUCUCAUGGCUCCUCGGAUGAUUUCCGAGGGAGAUGUAGGAGGCAUUGCUCAGAUCACCUCCUCUCUCUUCCUGGGCAGAGGCAGUGUGGCCUCCAACCGGCACCUCCUCCAGGCUCGUGGCAUCACCUGCAUUGUUAAUGCUACCAUUGAGAUCCCCAAUUUCAACUGGCCCCAAUUUGAAUAUGUUAAAGUGCCUCUGGCUGACAUGCCUCAUGCCCCCAUUGGACUGUACUUUGACACUGUGGCUGACAAGAUCCACAGUGUGAGCAGGAAGCAUGGGGCUACCUUGGUGCACUGUGCUGCAGGGGUGAGCCGCUCGGCCACCCUCUGCAUCGCUUACCUGAUGAAGUUCCACAACGUGUGCCUGCUGGAGGCGUACAACUGGGUCAAAGCCCGCAGGCCUGUCAUCAGGCCCAACGUGGGCUUCUGGAGGCAGCUGAUAGACUACGAGCGCCAGCUCUUUGGGAAGUCUACAGUUAAGAUGGUACAGACACCUUAUGGCAUAGUUCCAGACGUUUACGAGAAAGAGUCCCGACACCUGAUGCCUUACUGGGGGAUUUAAUGCCACCAAAGCCUGCAUCAGCAGCCCCUGAGCAGUACCAGCAUCUGCUACUCACCGUCUGCUCCCCUCUCUUCAUCUUUCUUUUCAAAUUGUUGACUUUUGGUUCUCCCUUAAGUGUUUUUACACUGGGUGUUGAAAUUUAUUUUAAGAGAUAGGGAGGGGACAUAAGGGGAAUGCAUACAUUGCUAGUAACAUUUUUAAAACUAGCAUUUUGAAAUAGUGUUUAUGAAAAUCUUUAACUGGCUUUUAAUCAUUUUUAACAAUUUGAACAGUUUAAUAAGCUGUUUGGUUCUGCUUUUGGCACCAUGGCAGGUGCAGGAGCAGCUCAAUGCAAAAAUCACUCUGGGUUGUGAUUAACCCUUUAGACAGGCUUUGUCCGUGGCUGCCCACCAAACAGAUGCUUAGAGAAGACUGAUACCAGCUUCAGUCUCUACUGGAUUAGCUCUACUCUUUCCUUUUCCCUCUAUUAUUUAGUGACUCUGUAAGUUAAAAUAACACCUUUAUUAUUUAGUUGAUAAGUAUAAUGAAAUCUGCUGCAAAAACCCUCUUGAAAUCAAUGUGCCCAGGAUUAUAUUAGCAUUAUUUUUAAUAAAUCUGCUUAACAUAGAACUUUUA